Molecule: messenger RNA, 657 nt
Organism: Aegilops tauschii subsp. strangulata
Lineage: Eukaryota; Viridiplantae; Streptophyta; Magnoliopsida; Poales; Poaceae
Source: RefSeq, a predicted model, not a curated record
AUGCCGCCGCCACCUUCUCCACCUUCCUCGUUUUCCCCAUCGAGCCAACCACCAGCCAGAUCCAUUCCAGCCCGCAGCUCCCCUUCUCCACCCUCGGAUGAAGAUCCAAGGGAUCUCCUCGUGCCAGCCAGGGCCUUCCGGCAGCUUCCCUCGCUCUGGAUCGGGCUCCCCAUCUCCCGAGCACCUCCUUGCCGCGUCGCGCCGGCCGGCCGCCGAUGCCCCGAGACCAGGCGCCCUCUGCUCUGCCGGAGUCGCCAGUGCCUCGUCUGCCUCCCCUGCAUCACGCCCCGUCGCCGGGAGCUCGUCCCCAAGUCCCGCCAGCGCUGCCUCGCCAAGUCGUCGCCGUCCCCACCUCCGGUGCCCAAGCUGCGUCGUCGCCUGCCGCAGUCCCUGUCGCCGUCGUCUUCAACGGUUCCUGACAAGGACGACGCCCUCCUGUCCGUCUCGAGCGCCAAGUCCCUCGCCUCGCUGCCUCGUCGCCGCAGCAAAAGCAGCAGUUCGCCAAGUCCCGGCAACCGCUCCACCUCUGCGUGCCCGUCGCCUCCUCCACCGGAUCUCGUCCACUCUGUCGCCCAACCGCCGGUCUCCUUCGCUGCAUCGAGCAGCACCAGUUCAGACAGAGGAGGGCGAUGCCUCUGCCUCGACACCUCCCGUUGA